This is a messenger RNA of Suillus clintonianus, 1314 nucleotides long. Its product is annotated as glycosyltransferase family 69 protein. Lineage: Eukaryota; Fungi; Basidiomycota; Agaricomycetes; Boletales; Suillaceae. The transcript has 5 exons. The record is from RefSeq and is a predicted model, not a curated record. Bases 1 to 1314 code for a protein of 437 amino acids.
AUGCUCCAGCGAAACGCCGGUCCAACUACUCUAUUCGACCUUGCCGACGAAGAAAACCGUCACUCGUCACUGGAAAUAGCCGAAGAAGGUAGCGAGCGCUCCUCUAGACCAGUGUCCCCAACUGCGCAUCUGGUGGCGCAUCACAGAUCGUGGUGGAUACACCUUCUCACAUAUACCGUCCUCUUUUUCGCGAGCACGUGGGUCGGCGCACAUUAUGAGCAGCCUGGCGACGUGCGCUACAGAGAUGCAGUUCAGUCGGCCAUCGCACAUCCUUCAAGACAAGGGUACGGAAAACAAGAGAAAAUCUUCGUCGCUGCCAUAUUCUACAACAACGAACUAGUCAUUCCCUACUGGCACGACACUCUCAUCAAAACUAUACAUUAUCUCGGUCCAGACAACGUCUUCGUCUCUAUUGUCGAGAGUCAUAGUACCGACAACUCCCCUCAACUUCUUCAAGCACUAGAUGCAGACCUUGCCCUUUUGGGCGUGUCGCGGCGUAUACUCACCGGAGACGAGACAAUAGCCAGACCUGAUUAUCUGGGCGGGAGCGAGCGCGUCGAAUUUUUGGCAGCCACUCGUAACCGCGCACUCGAGCCUCUAAUGGAAGGAGGCUACGACAAAGUCGUCUUCUCGAAUGACAUAUUUAUCGAGCCUGAGACCUUGGUGGAGUUAUUAGAGACGAAUGAUGGAAACUACGACAUGGCAUGCGGUCUAGACUUUGAUCAUUUCGGCGCAUACGAUAUGUGGGUUCUUCGAGAUCGACAGGCAAAACUCGCCAGUGGAAUAUGGCCAUACUUCUUCGACGAAGCUGAUUAUCACGCGAUGCAGACCGACUCUCCAGCGCCCGUAUUUUCCUGCUGGAACGGUAUCGCCGUCUUCGCUGCAGAUCCUUUCAUUCCAAUCCCCUUGCGCUCCAACCGCACGCUUUCCUCUGACCCUUUACCGUACGAAUUGCCCUCGACACAUCCAGCAGCACACGAUCCCUCCAUGCGUGGCCCCAGCCCCGCACUGACACCCCCAAUACAGUUCCGCGCAUCUGCCCCUGAGGAAUGUUUUUCAUCGGAAUGCUUCUUGCUUCCGUAUGAUCUGAGACGGCAGUUUAAUAUGCAGCGCAUAUAUGUGAACCCGAGGGUUAUCAAUGCGUACAAGUGGAGGUAUUAUACAUACUUCAAAUGGUUCAUGCGUCACCCUGUACUCCGGUGGUGGAUCGAAAAAGUGUAUAAUGGCGCGUGGAUGGCGAGAACUGUGUUUGUUGUGGGGGAUGCGACGGAGGUGUAUCGAUGGGAUGGGGGAGAUUGUCAUCCGUGGUUUUGA